Messenger RNA from Striga hermonthica, 603 nucleotides. NCBI's taxonomy places the organism in Eukaryota, Viridiplantae, Streptophyta, Magnoliopsida, Lamiales, Orobanchaceae. The record is from the annotation of a GenBank genome assembly.
AUGGGCGACUUAUUCUCCAAACCUUCGCAAGCUGACUCCACCGCCACCGACGACGCUGCCGUCACCAUGUCCUCCCCGAAUCCCGAGCUCUCCGGCGGCGCCACAACCCCAGAACCGAAAUCCCCAAUCGAAAUAUCCGCCGAUCUUCCACCAGAGCCAACCGCUGCAGAAAUUAAAGAACAAGCUUCAGAAAAUGAAGCAAUCCCCGGAGAAAAACCCGAAGAAGAGACCAUAGACGGAGACAAUAGCGAACAAGGAGGAGAAGGAGAAGGAGAAACAGAAGAAGGCGAGUGUGGAUUUUGCCUGUUCAUGAAAGGCGGCGGAUGCAAGGAGGCCUUCACAGAUUGGGAAAAGUGCGUCGAGGAAGGCGAGAAGAACAAAGAGGAUAUUGUCGAGAAGUGUUUCCAGGUGACGGCGGCUCUGAAGAGCUGUAUGGAGGCGCACUCCGAUUACUACGCCCCGCUCUUGCAGGCGGAGAAGGCUGCUGAGGAGGAGGCGGCCAGGCAAUUGGAGCAAGAGAGAGAAAAUUUGAAGGAUGUGUCUGGGGAGAAGGAGGAGGCCGAGGAGAAUUCCGGUGGUGGCGAUGAAAAUAAAUCGGCUUGA